CAACUUCACGCCUUGCACAGAGCCUAUAAUAUCCAUCCACAACAUUUUCUUGAACAUUUUCCAUUGAAGUAAUGUAAUUUCCACAUGCUUGGAUGCUUCUUUGUUGCGAUUGAAACAAAUACCAGCAACCUGUUCAACAUCCGCUAGUUCGUAUUCAGAGACUCUACGACUAGUGCCGGAACUCCAUCAGUCUUAUCAGCCGGAGACGGUGUAAAAAUUUCAACCGGUUGCUUCCAACAGCCAUAGUAGAGGACCUCGAGCAGACUGACAGAUUGCAAAGGAGGACGUGAAUCUUAGAGCAGUCUUGCCUCGACCUCUGCCGCGAAUCGUGAUGCCCUUGCCUCCGCGGAGGGACAUACCCUGUGCCAACAGCACACCUAAAUUUAACGCCUUGAUUGCUUUCAGUCCACACGGCUUAAUUUGACUCGCUACUUCGAGGAGCCCUUCGUCAAGGGCGUGCGGGUCUCGAUCGACAAACGUGCCGCUCUUUGACGCGGAAUGAGAGAGACUAGGAACUCUGCAACAAGUGGAGGAAAUUGGACUACUUGUCCGCAUUUGCCGUCUCAGGAAAAAGAAUGCACACAUGCCGAUGGCAAUGACCAGUCCACUGCAGACCUCACCGGUCCGCUUUGGUGGAGUCUACGACUGCGGAGUGGAAGACCGAGUUCUCGUUCAGCUGCGUAUUUGCAGUCCUUCGAAAAGGUUCAAAUGGAUUCGAUCGUGCGAGGAUUUGAUGCUGGUGUCGGCCGCGACGCGAGCUGCCGAACCAUCAGCGCAGACGGGCCUUGUCGAAACGAAGUAAUCUCCAGCGCGCGACUGCGGCUCAACCGGCCGUGACAUACGCAAUAUAGCCUCUGGUUCGACGGCCGGCCUCUUAACUUCAAAAAUCACAGACAUUAGUUCAUCUUUCUCAAGAAAAGUUGUUGCCUUUCGAUCACGCCUUAACUGUUCCCCUCUGAUUUUAACACCCACAAGGUUUCUUGGCGCGGUCACCUCUGACGUGUUGGUCGCCUACGUACUAUUAUCCACGAUGUCGGGAAGCUUGAGUAAGAAAUAAAGAGAUAAC
Verruconis gallopava is the source of this 1066-nucleotide messenger RNA. RefSeq lists its product as uncharacterized. Bases 499 to 837 code for a protein of 112 amino acids. The record is from RefSeq and is a predicted model, not a curated record. The transcript is spliced from 2 exons. Lineage: Eukaryota; Fungi; Ascomycota; Dothideomycetes; Venturiales; Sympoventuriaceae.